CAGUCUGUUAUUUGACAACAGAUAAAGUAAAAUGGUUGUCAGACAGAAAUAUAGAAAACAUUGAGUUUUUCAGUGAAAUUUUAUUUUCCAAAAUCGAAUAAGUGUUUUUUGUUCGAAUGUGCUGUAAGGAAUAAGUGUGUGUGUUAUGAGAGAAAGGCGUUACUGAAGCUCCAGCUGGUGCUUAAGCAAAAUAUUCGAGAUGUCUACGCGAUCUCAAUUGACGAAAGACUUGAAUGAAAGCGUAAAAAAUCUACUAGGACGGCAUACAAAAGUUCUUGUGAAAUAUAUGGUGAAAUUAGAAACCAAAAGUGAUAAAACUGAAAACCGAGUCCUGGUGUUUACUCCAGUACGCAUUUAUUUGCUGACAGCGAAGGUACCAACGAGGAUCGAUUGUCAUUUUCACUAUCUGGAUAUACAAUCUAUCGAAAGCAAAAAACCAACGCAUUUCUCAAUAGCUACGAAUGACAAGGUAUACUCAUUUUCUACUAUCGGAGAUGCUGGGAAUUUCAGUUCGAAUGCAGAUGUGAUCCUGACAGAUUUAUCUUCUGCUGUGAAGCAAAUAUUUCCAACAGUUCCACUGCGAUAUAUAAUAAGAAAGAUCGAAGUGAAUCCCAUCGAAAGGGCGACUAUUUUCUCUGACGAAUUACGCCCAUCGGACCCACGAAAUGUGGGACCAUGUGGAGGGUUUAGCAUACAGUACGCAUGUAUGUGCGAUUUCCACGCUGUCCAGUAUAGAGAGGAGGUCGCCUGGGACAUAGAUACCAUCUACCUAUCGCAUGACAAUCGUAUUUUAAAUUUGCGAGACUUCGAUCAUCUUGAGCAGAAAGAUCUAAUGGCGAUCAUUUCAGCGCUAGAAUAUAACACAUUUUUCCGCGGUCUGAAAAUUUCCAACACUCGCUUAUCAACGGAAACGCUUGAUAGGAUGCUUCACGUAUUGAAACGUUCAAUGUGGCUAGAAGAAUUGAACUUAGAAGCGCUUGGAUUAAGAUCCGAUUUUGUACACAAGCUUGCUGUUUCUGUGAUAUCUAAUUCGAACCCCGCUCUUCGAUCUAUCGACCUCAGUCACAACGUAAUAGAAGAUAAAGGUAGCGAAAAGAUGUCUGUCAUGUUAUGUGAUUUGUUCCACGCUGUUAACGAUUUUUAUGUUUUAGGUGCUGGUCAUCUGGCAGGUAUAAUUGCAAAAAUCUCCAAAGGUGUGACACGACUUUCAUUAUCUCACUGUGGUCUAACGUCAAAAGGGGUCAACCAAAUAGCAUAUUCAUUAUCAUUGAAUCAAGAUGUUUCCAGUUCAUUGACUUAUCUUGACUUGAGUGGCAAUAAUUUGAAGGAUGACGUGAACAACCUGUACAACUUUCUAGCUCAACCCAAUGCGAUAGAAUAUUUGGACAUUUCGAAAACGGAUACAACAUUAGAGAGUUUGUUUGGUGCAUUACUUCGCGGCUGUUCCACACAUCUUCGCCAUCUCAAUGUUUCGCACAACUCAUUUGGAACUAAGAAGGGAAAAGAAACACCACCUUCAUUCAAACAGUUUUUCACGAGUAGCUUAAGUUUGAAGCACUUGAACAUUGCAAACUGCAAAUUACCACUAGAAGCGUUGAAGCAUUUGUUGCUGGGACUGGCUUGUAAUGAAUCAACUGCCGGGCUGUACUUGGACUUGAGUGGCAACUCACUGGGGACACAAGGUGCCCAUGUUUUGGAAUCGUGUAUCCAUGGUGUUCGAGUUCUGUCCAGCUUAGAUAUAAGUGACAACAACCUUGAUUCAGAGAUGGCUUCCGUGCUUGCGGCUAUAGGGAAAAAUCCCUCAAUCAGAGUGCUGCAUAUGAGUAAAUGUUUUAACGGGAUGAAAUUGAAACAUAUCGCAAUAGUCAUGGACGCGUUAGUAAAUCUCAUCCAGAAGGACGAUUUUCAACUCCAAGAACUUAUUCUAUCGGAAAAUAAACUGAAGAAUGAUUUGCACAAUUUUAUCAAUGCAUUGGGAAGCAAUCAAUAUUUGCAAGUACUAGACAUUACAGGCAAUGUUAUGGGUGAUAUAGGUGCUAGAUUAUUGGCGAAAGCGCUUCAAAUAAAUAAUAGAUUGAAAACAAUUUUCUUGGAUCGAAACAACAUAACAUUGCAAGGUUAUGGCGAUAUUGUGUAUGCUUUGGAACACAACUUUUCCAUGAAAAAUAUUCCAUUUCCUGUUUUUGACAUUUCACCAUGUUUAAAACAACAUCCCGAUCGCACAGAUAUGUUAAUGCGGAAAAUGCAAGAACUACUGUUCCGUAACGGAAGUGGACUUCGUAGAACUAAUGAACAAGGAUUCAGAUUACAGCACGGGUUUUUGUUAUCUUCUACUCAUCAAAUUUUGGACAAGCUUGUAGCAGAAACUCAAGAAUCCAUGUCCAUGCGGCAAGGAUCUCUUGAAGGCUCUCUUAUUAGAUUACUUGAAGAUGCCAAUAACUGCAAACAGUUGCUGCCCAAACUCCAGGAAUCGGUUCGAUCUGAUCCUCAUCCCAUCGAAGUUCGGCUUUGUAAAAUGAAAACAGAUUUGAACGCAUCCAUAAAAAAUUAUCUACAGGAAACAAUGGAAACGAUGCUUCGAACUGGUAUAGAACAAUGUCCCAAAACCCUUGGCAAUCAAUUAGUGUUAGCAGAGCUUAGGAAAGGAUGUGAGGAAAGGUUGAUAAUUUCAGAGGAAUUCUUGCAAAGCUGUCUCGUGAACAGUGCAGGGGGCGAAAUCAUGAACAGAAUAAGUGAAGUGGAACAGGCAAUGGCUAGUCUCAUAUCCGACAGAGCAACAGAUGAAGUUCUAGAAGCGUUGACUCGUUAUAAAAGAGGCUUGGGUGUUUCGGAAUCACCACAUAGUAUAAUGGAUGAUCCUCAGACCCCAGACAUCUCGAGAAGUCGCUCCAGCCAGGAUUCUGACUGUUCAGUUCACAUUCCAGUGCGUGGAAUGAAUUUUCCAAAAUUAGGAUUAGAUUCACCCACUAAGCUGGAAUAUCUUAAUCUUGCAACGCCUCAGCUACAGAAUCAACGAAGAUCGAUCGCGCGUAAAGUGCGCCCCCAAUCGGUGGUCGGUUUAGGUAUUGAAAAUUUGAGCCUUACUAACAUUCCCGACUUGAUGGAGAUGCCCUCCCGCGAGCGAAAUUUCAGUUCCAGCACAGGGCAAGACUCAGCUUCGGAACAGAAAGAAGACGAAUGCUGUGAUUCAGUCACUGAACUUCCCAGUCAGUCACUAACACUGCAACAUUUAGUGAAAAGUCGUCCAAAGCGAGUUAAAACACGUGCUCCUAAAAAGCCCAUUAUAUCGUCAGACGUAUCUGGAGUAGUAGUCACAGAUGGUAUCGAUGCUUUCUUCAGAUCUGGUUCAGCCACACCUUCCACCCUGACGCCACUUGUGUCACCUACAUCAGAAGAAUGUAGUUCGUUGUCAUUUGUAGAUAGUCCCACACUCAGUCGCGAUGACGGAAGUCGCUUCAGCAAUGUAACAUCUGGAGAGACAACCCCAAUAUUGGAGGAAAGAAGGCCCAUUAAUUUAGAGAGGGCUUCUCCUUUAAUGAAGAACGUGAGUUGGACAUCGCGAUCGCGAUCAUCGGACAAUCUAGAGAAAGUAUCGCCUCUAUCGGCUAGAAAAACUACAUUCAUUAAGAAUGUCAUAGGAAACAACAAAGAGCUAUCCAAUACGAGUAAACCUGUGGAGACCAAUUCGAUAAUGAAUAGUGGCAGCAAAGAAAUUUCAGAAAAAAAGAUACAGCCAGGAAAUGGUGUAGCGAAGGUACCGACUACUGUACCAAAGCCUCGCCCAUGGUCAGUACUGGGCCAUGAAUCAAAAAAUGAGUUCGACGUUACGAAUGACUCUACGAAGACGACACCCAACGCGGAUGAUGCUGAAGUUGAUCUUGUCCUAAUAUCUGGACAAACUCCUGGAGGUUCAAUCGUUGGAAUAACACCAGGUGCAAUUACUGGAGGGAGCAUCGUCGGUAUUACACCAGGUGCUGUUAUUGAGAAAAAAUCGGUGCGAGAUAUGGCUGCUAAUUUGAAUAAACUCAGUGAUUUAGAUAGAUCUUCGACAGAUAGAGUUCCAAUUCCUACACCAAGAAUGACACAUAAAGGUGAUUCCAGUCAUAGAUCGUUGGAGAUUUCUCCUAAAAUAUCUGUUGAAGAAACAAGCGCACUGGAACGCAGUGAUAAUAAUGAAUCCAGAAUCCUAGACAGUAUUACAAAACAGCAUGGAACCGUACACGAAGGGAUUCGAGAAGAAGGCAUGAGCCCUGUAAGAAAAGUCGUGGCUGGUACACAGAUUACUGCUUUGUUUGAGGAGACACUAGUUGAGGGCCUUCAAAAGUCGUCUAAACGAGUCUUGUAUCGCGAGUCUAAUUAUUUUAAGGAAGAUUCUGUGGAUAUAUUUUAUAACAUUACUUAUGUUCAAUCAUAUUGUCUCUAGUUUGAGACAGAAGACAAACGUAUUGAAUGUGUUACUUUCGCGUGAAAACUCGACUGAAGUAACAGACUGCCACUGAAUAAGUAUUAUAGAGAGAACGUGGUAGAAGUUUAUUUUUACUACAGUCAACUUUAACUAUUAUAAGGAAGCAUGAACAAAUCGGAAUGAAAGAUAUUCAUUACGGUGGGGUUCAAUUUUUAGUUUUAAAGACUAAAUUAAACAAAUGUCAUCUCAACAUCACGAAACACGUGAGAAUUAAGUCAAAUUCAAAGCCAUUCCAUAAAAAUGUCAAUUGCUUCAGUUUGUUGCAUUCUUUUCAAUUGUUUGCGUUGAAAAUCAAAAUGUACAUUAGUGCCAAAAACUUUACUAUAAACGAACUUAUAUUUUAUUUGUUUAAAUUUAGCUAUAUAUAUAUUUUUCGCUGUAAAAUAAAUAUCUAGCGACGGAUAUUAUCAACCAGUUACAUUUCACAGCGGUUCAAUGGCAUCUCAUAGUCAACAUAGACGAGAGUAGUAGUGAUUAACCAAUUAACGAUACGAACAAUAUACAUGAAAUAUACUUGCACAUUACAAGAUAAAUAAAAUAUAUAAACGUUUAA
Molecule: messenger RNA, 5018 nt
Organism: Toxorhynchites rutilus septentrionalis
Lineage: Eukaryota; Metazoa; Arthropoda; Insecta; Diptera; Culicidae
Gene: LRR
Product: F-actin-uncapping protein LRRC16A
Exons: 20
Coding region: 200-4423 (1407 amino acids)
Biological process (GO): cell migration; regulation of Arp2/3 complex-mediated actin nucleation
Cellular component (GO): lamellipodium; plasma membrane
Molecular function (GO): protein binding
Source: RefSeq, a predicted model, not a curated record